CAAUUCUUUUGCCGCCCCCUUCUCUUCUUCUUGUUCCCUCCGUCUAUGACACCUUCAACCCGUUAUCCUUAUUUUAAUUCAAAUGCUCAGUCAAAUCAAUAUACAACAGUUUCUUCAUUUCUCUGUACAUUUCUGGAAAACAAUUGUUUGUUAAUUUAAACCGUUUCUCUGUUUGCUUCUUUUUAAUGGAAAUCCGGUUUUCAUGACUUUGCUUCAUCUUCGAUACCAGCAGAGUGGAAUAUAAGAGAGUGUUGGGGUUCAUCAGAUGGAGAACUACGAAAUACUAGAGCAGAUUGGGAAGGGUUCCUUUGCUUCUGCUCUACUUGUGAGGCAUAAACGUGAAAAGAAAAUGUAUGUUUUGAAGAAAAUCCGACUUGCCAGACAGUCUGAUAGAACCCGUAAAUCUGCCCUUCUGGAGAUGGAGCUUAUUUCCAAAGUACAAAAUCCUUUUAUAGUAGAAUACAAAGAUUCAUGGGUAGAAAAGGGUUGUUAUGUGUGUAUUAUUAUAGCUCAUUGCGAAGGAGGCGACAUGACUGAAGCAAUCAAAAGAGCCAAUGGAACUCAUUUCCCUGAAGAGAAACUCUGCAAAUGGCUUGUUCAACUCUUAGUGGCCCUUGAUUACUUGCACGUUAAUCAUAUCCUCCAUAGAGAUGUUAAGUGUUCAAAUAUAUUCUUAACUAGAGAUCAAGAAAUCCGACUUGGUGAUUUUGGUCUUGCUAAAAUGUUGACUUCUGAUGAUCUUGCAUCCUCUGUUGUGGGUACUCCUAGCUACAUGUGUCCUGAGCUUCUUGCAGAUAUACCUUAUGGUUCUAAGUCAGAUAUCUGGUCUUUAGGAUGUUGUAUAUAUGAAAUGAUGGCUUUCAAGCCUGCCUUCAAAGCUUUUGAUAUGCAAGCUUUAAUCAACAAAAUAAACAAAUCUAUAGUCGCCCCACUUCCAACCAUGUACUCCGGUGCAUUUCGUGGGCUUGUUAAGAGCAUGCUGCGGAAAAAUCCAGAAACGAGACCAAGUGCUGCAGAUUUGCUCAGACAUUCACAUCUACAACCAUACGUACAUAAUCUUAAUCUAAACUUGAACCCCCCAAGACACCACCAUACAUAUCCAGUCCAUUGGACUGAUUAUACAUACGAAAAGAAAACAACAUUCAUUGAACCUCAACCUCAACCUAAAAUGGUUCACUCUCAUAGUCAUACAACACAAACCCAAUCUUUCAGCAGUGAUCGUGCCUUAAAUCCUAGUGUAUCUGAACAUGAUUUGUCAACAUCAUUUACUAGAAACCUAUCAACUCGUGGUAUCCAUGAAAAGAAACCAGUUGUUAAGACACCAAGUGUUACCAAAACCCUAAGAUCCACACCUGUAAAAGCUAAUGCUACUCCUAGAAGACAUUCUUCCUUGCCAAAUAUAACCAGAGGUGGUUCGGAUCAUCAAUUGCUCCCGGAAUCAAGAACUCCAGCCAGAAAACCACCGCGAAGGAAGAUAUCUGACCCAAAAUCCAACACAUGUCUUUCUAGUAUCGAGUCUCCAGAUGUAUCGGUCAACGAUCCACUGAUCAACAAGAUGACGGAGAUGCCGUUAGGCUCAACGGAAGAACGCCUGAUCCUAACCUCAUCGGUAUGUUCUUCCGGUACUUACAUCAACAGCAGGAAGGAAUCCGUUACAACCGACCAUUGCUCGGUCAAAACCAUUGACCAAACCCACACAAAAACCGUAACAACGGGGGAUGGUCCGCGUAGGUUUGACACGUCGUCGUAUCAGCAACGAGCAGAGGCGUUAGAAGGGUUGUUGGAGUUUAGUGCGCAGUUGAUGCAGCAAAAACGUAUCGAAGAACUAGCGGUUUUGUUGAAGCCGUUUGGACCGGAGAAGGUGUCUCCGAGAGAAACUGCUAUUUGGUUGUCUAAAAGUUUCAAGGAAAGUGGUGGUGGUGGUGUUGUUGCUGGGAAUUUUUAGGGUAUUUGGAAUUUGAUUUCAAGAGUGCAAUUGCCUUUGUAAGUAUCCGUGAACUGCUUGCUCAUGAUUUGAUGAUUUGUGAAUUGUAAUUUGUAAAUACGUGAGAGAUAGAAGGGGGUUGUUUCAAGUUUGAGA
Molecule: messenger RNA, 2080 nt
Organism: Lactuca sativa (garden lettuce)
Lineage: Eukaryota; Viridiplantae; Streptophyta; Magnoliopsida; Asterales; Asteraceae
Product: serine/threonine-protein kinase Nek2
Biological process (GO): protein phosphorylation
Molecular function (GO): ATP binding; protein serine/threonine kinase activity
Source: RefSeq, a predicted model, not a curated record